Messenger RNA from Paramecium octaurelia, 4041 nucleotides. The record is from the annotation of a GenBank genome assembly. Lineage: Eukaryota; Ciliophora; Oligohymenophorea; Peniculida; Parameciidae.
AUGGGAAUUUGUGGUUCGAAAAAGUCGGAUAAGGAAGCAGGGAUAUAAUUAUAAAUAGAGAAAACAGUCGCUGAGUAGAAGUAAAUAAAGAUAGAGGAAGAGCUUUAAGUAUAACAUACAACGAGACGUUCUAUUUGUAAUCAAUUUUCUACACUUAACACAAAUGGGAACGUAGUUACAAUUCAUUAAACUGAACAAGAAGUUUAGAAGUGUGAGCCUUAACAGACUAAGGUCUCUAAAAAGAAGACCAAGUCCACAAAAGACGAUGCUAAUUAUUAUAGAAGAUCAGAUCAUGUACUUACUGUUUUCUCUUUGAUUGUGGAAUUAAUUCAAGACGACCAAAAAAAAUAUUAUAGUAUCACAAUAGGAACAAAAAUUAAAGAUUGUGUACAUUAUGCUCAUGUAAAUGGAAUCCUGAUUACUUAAGCAGAUUUUGAUCUAUUCCAUUUGAAACCUGAUACCUUUAAAGAGGCAAAUUCAUAUUCUCGAAUACCUACUUUUUUUUCUACUGAUAAUUAUUUCAAUAUAGAUAAAGAAAGUCCAAAUAGUUUUAUUUCUUUUGAGAAUCUACUUAAUGUUGAAAGGAUCAUCUCACUCAAAUAAUUUCAGAUGAAAUUAAAGAAAAAAUAGAGUGUAAUUCAUGAAUAAAAUGCAAAUAAAUAAAAUUAAAAUGAUUAUAUUGUGACUUCCAAUUUAGAGAUGCUUGAAAUAAUAACUGUAGUAGAUAUUGAGCAACAAUCGAGAUUUUUGAAUGUGUUAUUUCACUUAAUCCUAUAGCACUAUCACCAAAACCUGGAUUAGUAUUUGGUUUUUAUUACCAAUACUACUUUCUUGUUUGAUAUACCUCCCUAAUUUGAUCAACCAAAUAUGUAUAGAUUGGCACUUUUCUAUGAUAAAUUAUCGUAUUCUCUGAAAGAUCUUUAAUAGAUUUUACUGAAAGACAAAAGUGAGUUAAGCAAUAUCUUACAUAAAAAAUUGUCAUUAAAUUUAAUAUAGAUUCUUAUUGGUUGUUAUGAGAAACAUAUUUACAGACUUAAUUUUACAUUAUCAACAAUAUUCUAUGUUCCAAAAUAUAAAUGUUUUAAAUUAGAAUCCUUUGGUAGAAUGAAAAUACUCGUAUAAUUUGGUUAAAAUCCAGAAGUGGCCUUAAAGACCUUGGAAGAAAAGAAGUAUAAGGCAUUUGUUAAAAGUUUCAAGAAGGAUUUAUUUGCGAUUAUUGAUCUUAUCAUCUAUUUCAAAUAAGUCUAGAGUUAAAAUUUAAGAACCAUAUCAACAAUUAGGAAAAAGUACUUUGCAAAUUUGAAAAAAGAGCAAGGAGAGAUUUUAGAAGAUGAAAAGAAUUAUUGUUUAUUGGCUGAGAAGAUAUUCAGCAACGAUUAAGAUCGUUAUUUACUUGAAUUCAUUAAAAUGGCAAUAUAUUCAUACGAUCUGACAGAUGUUGAUAAAUUUAUUUAAGAUUUCAAAUAAGUUGCAGAGAGUCUUCGAAAGGAAUUAUUUGAAGUAGAUUUUCAGUAAGAUUCCAAGCAAAUGGAUUAAUAAGUUGAAUAGCAAAAAUUGUCUAAUUCUAAUUCUGUAGAUUUAGAUGAUUUAAGCGAAAUAAAAUUAUUGGAAAGUUUUCCAGUAAAUAUUUGUGAGGAUUACAAAUCUAUUGCUCAAAAUAAGAGUAAGCUAUCUGAAGUUGAAUAAACCUAUAAGGAGAUAAUUUAUCAGUCAUUGCUUUAUUCAAACAGAUUUCAAGCCUAUUACGAAAAGUUUCAAAAUUUAUAAAAGCCAAUAUUUUAAAACUGUUAUGUGGAAAUACUUAAUAUUUUCUAUUUUAUUAAAUAAUAACAUCGAGAAGAUUCUUGGCAGGAGAAAUUAAAAAUAGUAUCCUAAAAAAUGGACAAAGUGAUAAAUCUUAUUAAAUAAGUCAAAGAUGAUAGUGUUGAUAAUUUUCAUAUUACUCUGUUAUUUUAGAUUAUGACUUUAUCUUAAAAAAAGCCAAUAGUGAUUUUAAACUAAUUACAGAAAUGCAUUUCUAAUCAACUGAAACAGAAAAUGCAAAUGGAUCAUAGAUUGAGGAGUUAAAAUUAAGCAAAGGGAUUACUUGAACAAAAAAAGCAUGUAAUGUUAUAAGUAUGGUCAGCUUUGUCGUAUCUUCAUACAGACAAUUAUUUUUAAGCUAUCAGCAAAAUUUAGAAAGCUAUUGGAUUUUAAUUGAAAAACCAGCAUCAAGCAUCAUUGUCUUAUGGUUAUUCACUAUUAGUGAGUGGAGAGAUAGCAAGAUUGAGUCUAGCCCCAAUUUCGGCUAUGCUUAACUUAGAAAUGAGUUUAGUAAUUUACAAUCAGUUCUUUCCAUAAAAUAAGUAGGUAGAAGAUUAAAGUGAGAUUACAGAUAAAUCAGAGUAUAAUCCAUUCUAAAUAAGAUAUAAAGAUGUAAGAGUUAAAAAUUUGGCUACAAGCAAUAAAGCCAAAGUAGAAUUCCUACUUGGAAUGAGUUACUUUGAUAUGCACGAUUAAGAAAAUUCAUUAUUAUGUCUUAAAAGGGCUUAAGAAUUAAUGUUAAGAUCAUUUCACAUUUAUGCAGAAGAGGUAGUGUUUCUCGUGUUAUAGUAAUUAUGGAUUCAUGUUUUACAGGAUGAUAUAGGUCAUGCUAUGAAUAUUGCAUUAUUUUAUGCUAAUGAUAUGAAUUAGUAAUAUAGGAAUGGGAAAGAGUUUAAGAAGAAGAUAAUAUCUAAAUUGCAGUUUAUAAUAGGGUCUAUCUUUGAAUUUAAUGGAUAAUAUUUAAGUGCUAUUAGAUUUAUAGAACGUUCUAAUAGGACUCUAACUUAUGCCAAGUGUAAUAAUUUUGUAAUCCAAAUGCAUUAUUAAGCUAAAAAGAUUCAGAUAAUUACAAAAUUGAAGAAGGCGUUUAUAAAAAUAAAAAGUAAACAAUAAGUGAGAUCAGAAGAAGAUUUGAGUUUAUUCUAAACAUUAAAUGAAGCUCUGGGUCAGACAUUUCAAACAUUGUAUUUUAAAUAGCCAAUUACAAUGAAGACUUCGGUGUUGCUGGAUAAGUUUGGAAAGUAGAUAAUUCACAUUUAGGGUUUGAUGAGAACAGAUGGAUAGAGUAAGGCUAUUAAACUACUUGGGGAUUUGAUAAAAGCCUUAAAUAAGAGCAAAAAGGAUGAGAUUUACGGUUUGGUUUAGGAUAAGUACCUGACCUUGUCUUUAGAUAAACUGAGUGCAAAAGAAAUAGAAGCAUAAAUUCAUAGUGUAAUAGAAAUUCAUGACAGAUACUUAUAAUUUCCUUUAAAGUAACACCAUGUAUUAAAGUGCUAGCUUAUUUUACUGUGUAUUUUUAUGAAAUAGAAAAACAAUAAUUAAAUAUUUGAGCAUUUCAAAAACAUUGAAUAAACAAUUGAAGAAUUCUAAAAUAUCUUAUAAUGGAAAUAAUUAUCUUCUGACACAGAAGAGGUUCAAUUAUAAAAUAAGUUUGAGACAAUAGUGAAGAGGGGAAGCAUUGCUAUGGUCUAUUAAAUUGCAAACGUGACUGAAUUGAUUGAGCAGUUCAACAAAUUUAAGAAAAAGUUAAUUGAAAAUCUACAAAAUAGAGAAAAAUUUGUUGACUUAGCCAAUUCAUUUUAGAAGAGGGUAAUCAACUCUUAAGCAUUUUUAAAACUAUUAUAAACAAAGUAAGCAUGUUUACUUGGGAGUUAUUCUUAAGUGAAAAUAGUCAAUGAAGGAGAGUAGGAGUAAUAACAGCCAGAGAUUAUGAUUUAAAGAGAAACUCCAUAAAAAUUAUAGUUUGUUGAGGAUUCGACAGAAGUGGAUGGAAAAGAGAAUUAAAAGUUGGUUUUUGAUUUGAGAAGUUUGGAUGAGAUAAUUGUGGAGAAGAAGUUAGUUCAUCAUAGGAAGGGGUAGACGGAGGAGACCCUUUAAAAGAUUGAGGAGACAAAUGAACCGGAGAAGAUGAAGAAAUCGCAUAAAAGAAAUGAAUCAGAAAUGACUUUUAAGAAUGCAACGAAAAAGAAAAAGAUUGAUUAUAAAAUGAAUCCAUUUCAGAGUACUUUAAAAAAAUGA